GUGUACUCAACCCAAGCACCAUCCCCAUCUGUCGGAGUCAAUUAAGUUUAGGUACUGUAGUCGCACACCAUGAGCGUAGCCACCGAAAGCUCAGCGGGAGUCCCCAUACCGCCUGUUCAUGAGCACCAGCCACAACCUUAUGCUGCUUCAAAAUCAAGACAGCUACCACCAUCGCCACCAGAGACUGUGCAUGGCGACGAUAGCGAAUCCACUACCUCAGCCAUCCUAGAGCCAGACUUUCCACUUCCUCCACCAGCAAAUACUCCACCACAAGUUCUAGACAUCGACAAGCCUACCCCGGAUGCGCAUGUCCCACGAGACCCUCGGUUAAUCCGGUUGACGGGUGUCCACCCGUUCAAUGUCGAAGCACCGUUAACCGAUCUGUUUAAUGAGGGCUUCCUGACAAGCCCAGAACUGUUCUACGUUAGAAAUCAUGGUGCAGUACCAGAAGUUCAGGAUGCUGAAUGUUUGGACUGGGAAUUCUCAGUGGAAGGUCUCGUUGCAAACCCCCUCAAGAUUACACUACGCCAACUGCUGGAAGAAUACGAGAACGUGACAUAUCCCAUUACGCUCGUCUGUGCUGGCAACAGACGAAAAGAGCAAAAUGUUGUGAGGAAAAGUAAAGGCUUCUCGUGGGGCCCAGCUGGUCUUUCGACUGCACUCUUCACUGGUGUAGUCAUGAAAGAUAUCAUUGAGCGAGCGAAGCCUCUGCGGAGAGCGAAGUAUGUUUGUAUGGAGGGCGCCGACAAGCUCCCUAACGGAUACUACGGCACAUCGGUCAAACUAAAUUGGGCCAUGGACCCGAAUCGAGGAAUCAUGUUGGCGCAUAAGAUGAACGGCGAAAUGUUGAGACCUGAUCACGGGAAACCGUUGCGAGCCGUGAUACCGGGUCAGAUUGGUGGCCGAAGUGUCAAGUGGCUGAAGAAGCUGAUCAUUACUGCUGAACCUAGCGACAAUUGGUAUCACAUCUACGACAACAGGGUAUUACCCACAACGGUCGACCCCGACGAGGCAGCAAAGAAUCCCAAGUGGUGGAUGGAUGAACGCUAUGCUAUUUACGAUCUUUCACCAAAUUCGGCCAUUGCAUUCCCCGAGCAUGGCGAGAAGUUGACCCUUAGUUCGAGCCCGGCCUCUUACAACGUGCGUGGCUAUGCUUACAGUGGCGGCGGACGGCGCGUUGCACGUUGCGAAGUCUCCCUGGACAAAGGGAAGUCGUGGCGACUUGCAAACAUUGACUACGCAGAAGACAAGUACCGGGCUUUUGAGGAUCGACAGCUAUAUGGCUCAAGACUAGACAUGGACUGGCGCGAGACGAGCUUCUGCUGGUGCUUCUGGAAUCUUGAAAUUCCUACUGCCGAACUCAAAGAAGCAGACGAUGUUGUGGUACGAGUGAUGGAUGAAGCCAUGUGCGUGCAACCAAGGGACAUGUACUGGAGCGUCCUGGGCAUGAUGAAUAACCCGUGGUUCCGGAUAGCAAUCAACAAAGAGGGCGACACACUGCAGUUUGAACACCCUACCCAACCUGCUCUGAUGCCGGGAGGAUGGAUGGAGCGUGUCAAGAAGGCCGGUGGCAAUCUCACCAACGGUCACUGGGGAGAAAAGAUGGGCGGUGAAGAGCCACAACAUGCCGAUGUUGAAGAGGUAAAGGAGAUCAAGAUGACCAAGGAUGGCGUUGAUAAUGUCAUUGGCAUUGAUGAGCUUCGGAAGCAUGACAAAGCCGAAAGCCCAUGGUUCGUGGUGAAUGGCGAGGUCUACGACGGGACUGCAUUUUUAGAAGGGCAUCCAGGUGGUGCGCAAAGCAUCGUGAGCGCCGCGGGCUUGGAUGCUACAGACGAGUUCAUGGCGAUUCAUAGUGAAACAGCAAAAGCCAUGAUGCCAGAAUACCAUAUUGGCACCCUAGACGAAGUGUCUCGCAAGAUGUUAGCAGAAGGUCAACCGAGCACCGAAUCCAACGAGCCACGACCCAUGUUUUUGAACCCGCGCGAAUGGCGCAAAACACUGCUACAUUCCAAAACGAAGGUCUCGUGGGACACGCGCGUCUUCCGUUUCAAGCUCGACCACGAAGAGCAAGCGCUUGGUCUCCCCACAGGCCAACACCUCAUGAUCCGUCUUCGCGAUCCCGUCACCAGAGAAGCCAUCAUCCGUUCAUACACGCCUAUAUCCCAGACAACACAAAAGGGUUACUGUGACGUGCUCAUCAAAGUAUACGCAGACACACCCGACCGCGUCGGGGGCAAAAUGACAAAAGCACUCGACGCGAUUCCCGUGGGCCACUGGGUCGAUUUCAAAGGCCCCAUUGGCAAAUUCGAGUACCUUGGCCGGGGGCUCUGCUCGGUCAACGGCAAGCAGAGACGAGUGCAGCGCUUCUUCAUGAUCUGUGGCGGUAGCGGCGUAACGCCCAUUUUCCAGGUUCUGCGGGCCGUAAUGCAGGAUGCGGAAGAUCCGACGCAUUGCACGGUGCUGAAUGGCAACCGGCUCGUGGAAGACAUACUCUGCAGAGAAGAUCUAGAUGGGUUUGCGAGAAACAACCAGGAUAGGUGUAAGAUGUUGUACACGUUGACACAGGGACCCGAGGACUGGCAAGGUCUCAGAGGGAGAAUUGCAGCGCCGCUGUUGAAAGAGCAUUGUGUGAGGGGAGAGGAGAAGGAAGAGGGCGAGAGUUUGGUGUUGAUAUGUGGGCCUGAGGCGCUGGAGAAGGCUGCGCAUAAGGCAUUGGUGGAGCAGGGGUGGAGAGAAGACGACAUUAUGUUUUUCUAGGUGUGAUGGGGAAUACUUGCUUUUACACUGUGGGUUCCUGUUGUUUUCCGUUUCUAUCUCGGUUUGUAGAAUUGUAAUGUAGGGAAUGAAGAUUAGCCUAGGGCUGUCCUAUAGAGCAGAGAACGG
Messenger RNA from Exserohilum turcica Et28A, 2883 nucleotides. RefSeq lists its product as uncharacterized. Bases 70 to 2757 code for a protein of 895 amino acids. The record is from RefSeq and is a predicted model, not a curated record. The transcript is spliced from 5 exons. Gene Ontology annotation, molecular function: nitrate reductase (NADPH) activity; molybdenum ion binding; molybdopterin cofactor binding. Gene Ontology annotation, biological process: nitrate assimilation; nitric oxide biosynthetic process. Lineage: Eukaryota; Fungi; Ascomycota; Dothideomycetes; Pleosporales; Pleosporaceae.